AUGGAAAGAUUCGGGUGGUGGUUGAUGACCAAAAAUUCCUUUGCUGAUCUCGAUGGAGCGGAUGUUGCCGCCGAGGUACACUCAAUCCUUGCAAUUGGCAGAGAAUUGCUCGCCUUGGAGGAGGAAGAGAAAAGCUUGCCAGUUGGAGCAAUACAACUUUGGAGGCGUGCAGAAAAAGAGUAA
Messenger RNA from Arabis nemorensis, 183 nucleotides. The record is from the annotation of a GenBank genome assembly. Lineage: Eukaryota; Viridiplantae; Streptophyta; Magnoliopsida; Brassicales; Brassicaceae.